Molecule: messenger RNA, 2910 nt
Organism: Temnothorax curvispinosus
Lineage: Eukaryota; Metazoa; Arthropoda; Insecta; Hymenoptera; Formicidae
Gene: l(3)72Dn
Product: U3 small nucleolar RNA-associated protein 4 homolog
Exons: 4
Coding region: 606-2675 (689 amino acids)
Biological process (GO): maturation of SSU-rRNA from tricistronic rRNA transcript (SSU-rRNA, 5.8S rRNA, LSU-rRNA)
Cellular component (GO): 90S preribosome; small-subunit processome; t-UTP complex
Molecular function (GO): RNA binding; protein binding
Source: RefSeq, a predicted model, not a curated record
ACCUGAGAGCGGCCAUUCCUUUAUUGUUCUUUCUGAAAAUGCAUUUUUCAACGCGCUAUCUGAGAAAGUGCAAAUCAACGUCGUUUCGCUCGGUAAUAAUACAUACGUGGUUUGUGUCCAUGCUAUCAUUCAUGUCCAAACUCAGAAUCGAGAUGAUUGUCGGUCCUUGUCUAACUUGGUCUAACUCAUCUAUUCAUCUCAUCUGUCUCUCAUCUCGGCUCUAUGGCUGGAGUCUUAGAUAAUUAAAGAGGUGUGACAUUGAGGUCGAUCACCUUACAUUUUAGAAGUUUAAAAUACAAACUGCUACAUUGCCUAAAAUUAAAGUUCACACUUCUAUAUAGCCUAAACAGGCCUAAAUUAUAUGGAAAUUAAAGAUGAGUUAGACAAGGACCCCGACAAUCUCGACUAUAUACAUAUGAACCAUGUGCCGGUCAGGUUUCUCUCUGCUCUACCCAAUGGAGACGAUGGAGACAUUACCAUAAUACCAUAUUUUCAUGUUGCUCCAUCCACGUGCGUGACAAUUAUGGUUAUGUUUGGUAUAGGCGCAUCAAAUAUAUUCGAUUGUAUGUGAAAUUAGAUUUAAUUAUAAGAAUAAACAUCUAAUUAUGGCUUCGUAUCGUAUACACAACAUAAGAUUUUACAACCUGGAGCCGAGAUCGGUGACCUGCUUGUGUCACGAAUCAAAAACGAAAAAGUUAGCCCUGGCAAGGAACAACAAUUCUAUAGAAAUCUGGAAUGUAGAGAACGCACCAUUUGUUGAGUGUACCAUAGCCGGUCAUGCUGAGAACUCGGUGGAAAGCAUCCUCUGGAUCGAUUCUAGGCUGUUUUCGACAGGUCUACAGGGUGCGAUAGUCGAGUAUGAUUUAAAAACGCUGAGUAUCAAGCACCAAGCCAUGGUGAUAGGAGGAGCAGCUUGGUGCAUGGAUGUGAACCAAGAAAAGACUCGCUUGGCUGUUGGCACGGAGGACGGAUACAUCAAUACUUUCACCGUGUAUAAAAAUAAACUGAUUUAUGAGAGAAUAUUUGAUAAGCAGGAAGGCAGAAUUUUGUGUAUCAAGUGGGAUAACACGGGCGAGAUGAUUUAUACAGGUUCCACGGACACCAUCAGGGUAUGGAGUGCCAUAUCUGGACAUGCGAUACAUAAAAUGACAACUUCCAGAAGCAAUAUCAAGAAAACCACGAUAGUUUGGUGCCUCGCAGUCACUGAUGACAAUAUAAUAAUAUCCGGCGAUUCUCACGGCUUCUUAUGCUUCUGGGAUCCACAAAUGGGAGUCCUAAUAGAGUCUCACGAAAGCCAUACAGCGGAUAUAUUAUCUAUUACCUUGUCGCAUGACAUGAAUGUGGUAUAUUGUGCGGGUGUAGACCCAGUUGUGAGGAGCUUCUGCAAAGUUAUUCUAAAAUCAAGUGGAAAGCCUCAAUGGGUGAAAGGAAUCGAGAGAAGGUUACACGUUCACGACGUCAGAGCACUCGUAGAAGCUAGCGGAAAACUCUAUUCGGCUGGAGUAGACGGGUACCUUGCUGUGUCCAGUUACCCACCAAAGAAUCUUGUAAAAUAUCCUCCGCUGUUGCAACCGCCCUGUGCCAUAAUUUGCCGAAAAUCUAGAUGUAUUUUGUUACGGUACGCAAACUAUUUAGAGCUAUGGAGACUUGGUUCGGCCACUAAAGAUCCUCCAGAAUUAGUACGCUCCUCCAUGCUGCAUCAAUUAGACGAAGAACCUAUAAAACUGUUACAAUUACAGACCAAGGGUGACGAAAGCAUCAUCUCUUGCGCUAUUAACAAGGACUCUAAGACAAUCGUGUACUCGACAGACACUCACGUCAGAGUGUUCAACUUUGACGUGGUGGAAGGAGAUGCUCAGCUGUCUAGAAACGAUACCGAUUUGUCCAUGAACCGAAUACAAAAGAUGUUGUUCAGUCCAAACGGCAAGUUAUUUGUCGCUAUUAACAACGAUGGCAGUGAGAACACUGUAACGCUGUUCAAAGUGGCUAAAAAGAGUUUGAGUCUGAUUGGGUCGUUCCAGACGACGAAGGAAUCCAUUAAAAAUAUUGGUCUCGUUUGUUUCUCUCCAGACAACAGGUAUCUCGUAUGCGCGGACCGACAACGCGGAAUCGCCGUGUAUUUUAUCGCUGACGGUGUAACGGCAGAAUCGCUCAAGGCAUGGCAAUUGCCCAAGUACAGUUGUCCACCGACGGCAAUCGCCGUGCAGAAGAAUACACUCAAUCUGGUCAUAGUGUAUUCCGAUCAUAAGAUCGUCGAAUAUAAUAUUCCUACGAAGACCUACACAGAGUUUUCUAACAACUUGCAACAUCGAUUAUCGAAGCAAUGGCUAGCGCGUCCAUUCCCGAUAACGAACAUCAUAUUCGAUCCGCGCAACGAAAAUAUCAUAAUCAUGCAGGACGAUUCGAGCGUAUAUAUUAUCAAUAAAAAUAGUGAAUUAUUAGAUAAAGAAGCGAAGAUUCCUAAGCGUGAAAAUGGAGAAAACGCAGAAGAUAGCAAUUCAAUUUCCAGCUCACAGUACAGCUCUCAACAUACGUUCCAAGUUGCCAAGAAAUAUAAGCAUCUCGUCUACUUAAAUUGGUUGAACGACGAAGAAUUGGUUGCGGUAGAAGUAAAUCCUACUUCGCUCUUGGAGAAAUUACCGCCCACGCUAAAACAAAAAUUCUUCGGCAUGUAAAUAUUGUAUAAUAAUAUGACAUAUUAUUAUUAAUAAUAAUAAUAAUCAAUUAUUUCAUUUUAUUUUUACAUUAAAUUUUACGACUGGAAAUCGCUAUUUCGAACGUGCCAUUUCGAUAUUUCGAUCUUGUUUCCAACAUAUCCGAUAGUUCUGAUUGGGCUAGUUUAAACCAAUCACUUGAUAUUAAAUAGUAAAUAACUAGUAAAUUAAUUUGAUUAUUGGCUGAUCAGCUGAA